UCAGCACAAACGAGAGUGGCUAGCAAAUUCAUAGCAAUAUCAACCAACAACAGCCGAACUAGUUCAUCUGAUUGUCAGCACUAGCAGUCCGAGGAACUUCUUCUUGAGCUGCGUUUGCAGCCAUUAAAAAGAAAAGCUGAGACGGGAGGGAGAGUCUAGCGUUUUAGAGGAAAAUGGCUAUAACUCUCAACAACGGGUUCAAGAUGCCGAUAGUGGGUCUUGGCGUUUGGCGUAUCGAAGGCAAAGAUAUGAGGGACCUCGUCAUCAAUGCAAUCAAGAUUGGCUAUCGCCAUUUCGAUUGUGCCGCUGAUUACAAGAAUGAAGCAGAAGUCGGUGAGGCACUUACAGAAGCAUUUCGAACUGGACUUGUGAAGAGGGAGGAUCUUUUUAUUACCACAAAGCUUUGGAAUUCAGACCAUGGGCAUGUCGUUGAAGCCUGUAAGGACAGCCUGAAGAAGCUUCAGCUAGAUUAUCUGGAUCUGUACCUUGUUCACUUUCCAGUAGCCACAAGGCAUCUUGGGGUGGGUAACACUGGUAGUGCUUUAGGUGAGGAUGGCGUGCUGGACAUAGAUACAACCAUAUCUCUGGAAACCACCUGGCAUGCCAUGGAAGAUCUGGUUUCUAUGGGUUUGGUUCACAGCAUUGGGAUCAGUAACUACGACAUCUUUCUAACUAGAGAUUGCUUAGCUUACUCCAAAGUGAAGCCUGCUGUGAAUCAAAUUGAAACGCACCCCUAUUUUCAACGUGAUUGCCUUGUCAAAUUCUGUCAGAAGCAUGGUAUUUGUGUUACAGCUCACACCCCUCUAGGAGGUGCUGCGGCAAACACUGAAUGGUUUGGUUCAGUUUCAUGUUUGGAUGACCCAAUUUUCAAAGGACUGGCUGCCAAAUACAAAAGAACGGUGGCCCAGAUUGUUCUUCGAUGGGGUAUCCAACGUGACACGGUUGUCAUUCCAAAGUCAUCAAAACCUGAGAGAUUGGAAGAGAAUUUUCAAGUUUUUGACUUUGAGCUGACCAAGGAGGACAUGGACCUGAUUAAAAGUUUGGACAAGAAAUAUCGAACAAAUCAGCCUGCGAAGUUUUGGGGUAUGGAUCUGUAUGCCUAAUUGCAUUCAUGAUCUGAAUUCUACAAGAAUAAGAGUACUGGAGGUCCAUUGAUAUGUACUCGGAUUGUAAACAUUUGAACUGAUAUUAUAGUUCCUUCUCAUAGUUCUUUAGACCUUUUUACUGUGAGCUAUCCUGAGAGGAUUAAUAGGCUUAUCAACACUAAGUUCUGU
Juglans microcarpa x Juglans regia is the source of this 1274-nucleotide messenger RNA. Its product is annotated as NADP-dependent D-sorbitol-6-phosphate dehydrogenase-like. The record is from RefSeq and is a predicted model, not a curated record. The transcript is spliced from 6 exons. The coding region runs from base 174 to 1103 and encodes 309 amino acids. NCBI's taxonomy places the organism in Eukaryota, Viridiplantae, Streptophyta, Magnoliopsida, Fagales, Juglandaceae. Gene Ontology annotation, molecular function: aldose-6-phosphate reductase (NADPH) activity.